GUGGGUGAUUUAGUUUGUUGUCAUAGUGCUCGAUUAUUGCCUAGAUGACUGAAUAUAUCUUAAAUGCUUUAGGAGUCCACUUUUUCUCAAGUGGGGACACCACUUCCCUCCCCCCUCCACCAGGUGGGGAACUGAAAAAGAGGAAGUGUUGUAUACGUGUGUGUUGAAGUGGGACUUCUCUGAAUGCAUGUGCUGUGCAUUUAGAGGAAGAGGAUUCAAGACGUUUGCCAGUGCUAAAUGUUUUUUCAAGGUUUUUAGAUGCUGCUAACCUUCUGCUUUUUUUCGUUUUCUGCUGUAUGUGGCUGCAGUUCACAUUUUGCCUUUUUAUGAGGAAUGAACAAAGGCGCUUCUUCUACUGUCUUCUGAACAUACGGCUAAUUCUUCUAUGGACACACACUGAGGGUCGGCAUCCAGUGCAAACAGAGUAAAGCCCAGAGCAGGAGAUGCCAGCCCCACCUCCCCCACCACCCCCAGGGCCUCCCCCUCCUCCCACCUUUGCUGCUGCCAACACAGAGAAGCCAUCUCUAAACCGUUCCGAGCAGCAGGGAAGGAAUGCUCUCUUGACCGAUAUUUGUAAAGGCUCCAGACUAAAGAAAACUGUUACAAAUGACCGCAGUACACCCGUAUUCGAGAAACCCAAAGGAGGUGGAAGUGGUGGAGGAGGAGGAGGAGGAGGUGGCGGUGGUGGUGGUGGUGGAGGUUUAGGUGGUGGAGCUCCUGGUGGUUUAGGAGGCCUGUUUGCAGGGGGGAUACCAAAACUGAGGUCUUCAGGAAACAGAGACUCCAAUGACUCAGGACCUAGUCGCGGACCCAUUCUCCCACCAGGAGGCCGUUCAAGUGGACCCACUCCUUUCGGAGGUGGUGGCAGCUCUCCUGGUCCACCUAAACUCCCAGGUGUUCCUGGUGGUCCUCGUAACAAUGCCCCCGAUCUUCCCAAGGGCCGCCCUAAUUUUUUAUCCAGACAAGACACUCCAGGAGGAGCCCCUCCCCCUGUACCAAACACACCUAGACCAAACCAGAACUUCCAGUCUCGUGGGGGUCCACCUCCACCUUCGCUCCCUGCAGCACCCAGACCUAGCCCUGCCUGUGCACCACCUCCUCCUAGUGUACCCCCAGCGAGGCACGGAUCCUUACCUCCUCCGCCAGGAAACUCCUCACCUGGGUCUCGACCAGGUUUAUCUGCACCUCUUCCUCCUCCUCCGAACAGCAGCAGACCUUCCUUACCUCCAGCUCCAGGAGGAAGACCUCCGCUUCCUGAUGAACGGCCACCGCCACCGCCGGCUCCCAUUGGAGGCCAUCGGCCAUCUAUGCCCCGCGACAUGCCCCCGCCUCCCCCCUCCUUUAACUCCAAACCAUCUCCCUCUUCCAACCGUUCCCCAGUCAGUGGGGGUGCACCACCUCUACCACCGGGACGACCAGGCCCUCCACCCAUCCCACCCACCCCAGCAGUUGGAGGGGAAGACCACAGCACGCCUCGCCUACCCCAGAGGAACAGCUCCCUCAACAGCCAUGGUCCGGCACCGCCACUUGGUCGAACAGGACCUCUCCCUCCUCCACCAAAUGAGAGGCCACCAUCUCUGGGAAAGAGCCAGUCAUCAAUACGCACAAGCCCUCUUCCUCCUCCACCUCCUUCAGGUCGCAUGGGCGGCAGUAGUAUGAAGUCUUCACCAGCUGCUUCUCCUAUUGGCCGACCAGGUCCAGAGCCACCAAGAAGUGGACCCGGAGGCCGACCUCCCCUGCCUCCAGAUAGGCCGGGGGCAGGAGGGGGCUUUCCUCCUCCUCCACCUAUGGGGAAUGGUUUCCAAAACUCUCACCACAACCAGAUACAAGACGAGUGGGAGUGUCGGUUCACUUUUCAUCCAGUGUCGGACUUUCCUCCACCUGAGCCCUACGUGCCGUUUCAGAAGACUUAUCCCAGCAUGGUUACAAAGACGGACGGCAAAGGUCCUGGUAAAAAGGAACGGGGAGCUCCUCCUCUUCCUCCUUUACCCAGGUGAAGAAAAGAUGACAGCCAUCUUGUAACUCCCUUCUGUUUCUAUGCCUGUCUUUUUUUUUCUUUCCUCUGUUGCUCAUUGUGCUUUGACCUGCAGCAUGCCGUUCAUAUGAAGACUGCAGCAUGAAAAAUGGACCUUAAAUGCAGUCGACCAAAAUGAGAUGAACAAAUUUACAAUGUUGAGUUUACAUUAAGUGCCUCUGUAGUUGAAGAAUGUCCGUGUUAAAGGCCAAAGCUUGUUAUUACUCUGGUACAGGUAUUUUUCACUUUUCUGUGCUGUUUUUAGAUGCUGUUUGGGCAGCUGUUAAAAAUUUUGCUCUGAAUCAGAUCUUUAUUUCUGUUUUCUUGAUGCAAUUAGCUUUACUUCAUUAACUUUUUGAAGUCUUAGCUUACACUGAUUAAUUGCAUAAAAAGCUUGCAAAAUAUAAUUUGAUUACCAGUAGGCUACUGGCCACAUCAUUAAAGAACAAUAUAAAACUGUUAUGUGACAAACAUUGCAAACAGCUUUUGUUUGUGACUUUUACAAACAGCACAAAUAUGAGGUGAGACUGCAGUAACUCCAUAUAUUAAAGUAAUAUUAAAAUUAUGUGUAAAGUAAUUUUAAUGGCAUAGCAGUGCAUAAGCCACUUUUUUUUCGUGUCACCCCUUGUGCCUUUUUCCAUUGUGAUUGCAACGCAAGAUGCUUAACAGUAAAUGGGAGGAAUGCAUAUUGUGUCUCAAGAUUAUAUGUUUGUGCUUCUCCUUGUUUGGGAUCACCCCUGUUUGACAUGUAAAGCUAAAGACAGUCUGGUUUAAUCAUGUAGCAGCAGUAUUUUUAACCAAACAAUAAACUGCCCCAACUUGCAGCCUUCACUGCAUGAAACAUCAGGGAAACAUGGGUGUUUAAUUAGCCAAAGCCACAUGUGCCUUCACAACCUGAAUGUAGAUUAAUCUGUGUGUUUCUGUUGGAACCACUGAUCGGUACAUUUUAAUUACACAGUAAUGUGAUAUUAAUGUUUAUGAUUCUGAUGUUUCUAAGGACGUUGUUGGGGCUUAUGACAACAUCAGUGAACAGUUGAGCUGAUUUCUGUAUUGCUGUUGAAGCUCUUUCGACUUAGAAUGAAGGGCAAGUAUGUGUAUGUGUAUGAUUUGAUCAAGUGACAAUGAUGGAUGAUAUUAUUUUAAGUUAUGUUUGUGUUAUGGUUUUGCUUUACACAGCACUGCUUUGAAUGAUCUUUUGUAUACAAGAUGUGUUAUUAUCAUGUGUAAGUGUCAAAGAAAUCUUUUCUUCAAGACAAUCAUACAGAAGUAAAACUAAUAACAUAAAAAUAAUUGCUUCAAGAUGCUUUACUGAAGAAUACUGGGAGUGAAAAUGGUCUGUUUUUAUGUCAAUAUUCCUUUAGGAUCUUCAUUUGAUCACAGACGACAGCACACUGAAUUAAAGUGUCAACAGUAAGAUGAAGCAACAGCGUUUGAUAAAGCAUAUGAAUAAUUUACAUAUUUGUGCAAUAAAAUUGGAAAUAAAU
Melanotaenia boesemani (Boeseman's rainbowfish) is the source of this 3498-nucleotide messenger RNA. RefSeq names its product WAS/WASL interacting protein family, member 1b (gene wipf1b). Gene Ontology annotation, molecular function: actin binding. Lineage: Eukaryota; Metazoa; Chordata; Actinopteri; Atheriniformes; Melanotaeniidae. The transcript is spliced from 9 exons. Bases 444 to 1997 code for a protein of 517 amino acids. The record is from RefSeq and is a predicted model, not a curated record.